Messenger RNA from Notothenia coriiceps (black rockcod), 8710 nucleotides. RefSeq lists its product as uncharacterized. The coding region runs from base 168 to 6731 and encodes 2187 amino acids. Gene Ontology annotation, molecular function: guanyl-nucleotide exchange factor activity. Gene Ontology annotation, biological process: intracellular signal transduction. The record is from RefSeq and is a predicted model, not a curated record. The transcript has 25 exons. NCBI's taxonomy places the organism in Eukaryota, Metazoa, Chordata, Actinopteri, Perciformes, Nototheniidae.
GUUGUCCUCACUCACUCGAGUGUCGGUGCAGAAUGGAUUUCAUUUUGGUGGAGCAGCCGGAGACCAGGAGCAGCAGCUUUGUAGAAUACUAUCCCUCCUUUUGGAUUAUUUCAGACACCGCUGCUGUUGAAUGGGAAUGACAGCAUGCAGAAAGGAAGGAAAGGAAGAUGAACCCUAAUUCUCUGGAAAGCUCGAUCCAGAACCUGCUGUCGGUGCUGUACCCUCCCUUCGAGGCUACCGCCCCCACUCUCCUCAGCCAGCUCUUCCAAGUCAUAGAUAGCCGUUAUCGGGGGGAUGCCCUGCGGUGCCUGCUGGACUUUCUGGUGCCAGCCAAACACAUCUUAGACAGCGUGCAACAGGCUGCAUGUGCUCAGUACUCUGAUGUUCUAUUCCUGUGUGAGGGCUGGCCUCUGUGUUUGCGUGACCAAGUUGUCGUCCACCUUGCUCCCAUCAACCCGCUGAUACUUCAGCCCGGCGACUUCUACCUCCAGGUGGCCCCUUUCUGUGACCAAUCAGCUCGCAUCGUAGUCUGCAGCCUCCUGGAAGAGGAGGGGCUUCAGGUGGAAGUAGUAGAGGAGAAUCCCAUCCCUGAGACUUCCUAUUCUUGUAUAUUCAGCUCUGACUGGUUGGAAGAGAUCAACCAAGGCCGCCAUGGAACGCCUCUCAGCCGCUGCCUGCUAACCACCGAGCAGGGCGUGUUGAGGUUACCAUGGGGACGGGUUGCUGUGCCUGAUUUUGUGGACGUGCCGCUGUGUGCUGGGAGUAGCAUGGCCUCUGCUCCUCCUUCAUAUCCUCCUUUACCUCCGAUUCCUCCACCUCUUCCUAAUUUUUCUGAGAGCUCUUCUUCAAAUUCUUUAUUUCCUCUUCCUCCUUCAAAAGAAUCGGCACCAAAACAGUAUCCUGUUAGCAUUCAUAAUUCAAAUGUAUCAUCUUCUUCUCAUCCGUCUGCCUUCUCCGUGGAGACCAGAAUAUGUCCAGUGAGGCACGGCAUUGCUGUGUCACUCCGCCUGGUGGAUACUAGCGCUGCGUCUUCCUCGCGGCCGGUCAAAGUUAAAGAACCUGAAGCUGAGCCUAAGCCUGUGGGCUGGGUGUCCCCUAAUACUUGGGACAGCUGCUCCACUGGGGCAGGUCCAAAAACAAGCACUGCUCCAUGUGCAGGCACUUCUGCAAGGGAAGAUACAACUAGAUGCAAAGGUGAAGAAAAGGCUGGAAUUGUUUCUGAAAAUAUAGGUCUGCAAAAACCUAAAGAUAUAAGCAGAAGAGGCCCAGUUGUGGAGGAAGGGGAAUAUAUUGAUAUACUUCAGGCAACUAUGCUUUUUAGUAGAGCUAAGUCAGCAACUAAAGAACGGCAGAAAUUAGAAGUGCAAAUGCAACCACACACACAAAUUGAACCACAAAUGCAAAGGCUUCCACACAGGCCACCUCAUCCACAAAUGGAGUCGCACAGGCAAACACAGAGUCAUCCACCUCAAGCCCAGUCACAAGCUCAGGUGCAGUUUCUCACAAAGCCACAAACUCAAAGUCAUGUUAGACCAGAGGCGGCUGCAUCAUUUAGGCCCAUCGUGUCUGAAAAACCACCUCCGUACCAUUCCCAAUCCCAUCAGCCUCACCCUGACUCCCUGGAGGUUUCUCAGUGUGUCCGCUUCUCAGAGAAACCAUGUACCCCGUGCCAGAGGAGAAGACAAGGCGGAAAGGCCUCCAGGGCUCCGGAGCUGAUGUGUCGAUACAGGGACUCCUACCAGGCUGCUAUAAACAACCCUGUCAACUUUAAACAGGAGAAGGGGCACAUGUUGGCAAUGGUAGAGGAGGAUGGUUUCUCUAAGUGUGAUGAAAGACUACCAGAGACAGAGGAUCCGCGGUGUUAUGUUCAAGGAAUGUGGAUUAACCCUGCUACGCAACAGCAGCCUCCUUCCUCGGUCUGUGAGGAGUCGGGAGAAAAAAACUCUGUUCCAUAUUGGAAAACAGGAGAUACAAAAAAUGCCCCCUGUAUGGAUUACAGGGGAACACAUGCUUUAAAAUGUGGUGGGCAAUCAGAAGCAACACCUGAAAGGACCACUCAGCCAUUUAGGGAACCCAGGGAUGCACACUCUGCCAAAACUUAUGGCAAUUUACACAAUGUAAACGGGACACAUUUAGCGGCAGGAACGAGGACAAACACUAAUAGAGCUUUGUCUAGUUCAAACAAUCAGUCAGAUGUCCUCUCUGUUAAACACGGCGGAUUACCGUUUACUUCCUCUGAAAUCUCAGCGGUGAACCUCAAGCCUCGUGAAAGGCUACAAAGCAGAACCAUUUCCACGGGAGUGAGUGCUAACUUUCCUCUUUCAGCGUCGCAGAACAGACCGGAGUCCAUGUCUGAUGGCAGAUGUUCCUCCCUGUCCACAGCUGUGGUGGACACCUCUGAGAAGUGUUCGCUGGUCCUUGUUGAAGGUCAAAAUGUUCGGAGAAAAGACAACUCCGGCUCCUGUGGAAAGAUUCCCCAGCUGCAUGUGGUGAAAUGUAAAAACAGCACAGCCUUUGGACUGGUUUCACCCAAGAUCAACCGGAGGAAUAUGGCAGCUCCAGAAGCUGCUCAGCCUGGCAGUACGUUCAGCAGCAGGGAUGGCAACAUGACGGAGAAGCCACCACAGACAGAUCCAAUUCAAGCAGCAGAGACACAGAAGAUGUCCCAGCCCACCUCCACCCGUCCCAGACCGGACCACCUCCCCCUGGGGUCCCCGGACCCCAGAGCCCACCCCCUCUACUUAGGAGUGGCAGCUCUCACCGGCGGCAGAGACAGGACAGGCCGGGCAAUCGUGGAGCUGUACGGGCAUCACCAGGGAUGGAGAUCAGCUGUCACCAGCCAGGAGCUCUUCCAGAUGCUGCUCUACUUCCGCACCAUCACCAGGAGAGAAAUCAGAGAAGCUGGGAUGACUCUUAUUUUUGAUUCGAGGAAGAUAAAUCCUCAGCCGCAGCUCUACAAGGCCUUGAUGACGCUUCAGGAGCUGACUCUGCACGCAGUAAACAGUUUCGUGCUGCUGGUGGACAAGGACAGAAAUCUUCAGCCAGAGCAGUGUCCUGGCAUCCAGACUGAAGUGGUGACUUCGAUGAAAGCCCUGUUGAAGCUGGUGGAGGCGAGUCAGCUAAGCUCUCGUCUGGACGGAGCGAUGUCUCACAGCCCCUGUGACUGGAUAGAGCUGCACCAGAAACUCUUCCCAUUUGUGUCUGAUCUUCAUGAGGCAUCCAGCCUUCUACUGAGAGCCAUCAGUAGGUUAGAGGAGCCCCAGAGGACCGACACUGUACAGUGUGUGCAGCAGUGCAUGGUGGACCAGAGGACUCUGAUGAGGAAUGUACUGGAGGACAGCCGAUUGGUCGAACUGCAGAGGGAGGGCGGGGCCGUCCUGGCGAGGUUAAGAAAGGAGAGUGACCUCAAGUACCCCCACUGCGAGGAGCUCAGUGACGCAGUGGACUCGGUGUCCAGCCUGUACAACUACGUGGAGGAGCAAGCUCACGUCCUCGUGCAGAGGUCCAACAUGUCUGUGGAACACCUGGAGUACCUGCUGCAACUCAGAGAGAUGGAGGGACACUUCACGCAGAUGCAACAGUGGUUUACUGUAGAGGGAGAGCGCCACCUGCCCGAGGCUGAGUCAGUCGAGGACUCUGGAGAGCAAAUGGAGCAGACCCUCAAUAGCUUUACUCGCUUCCUCAUUGAAGCUAAUGACCGCAGACACCACGCCAUGACGUUAGUGUCAGAGGCAGAGCUCCUCCAGCAGAGUGGGCUCUCCUACCCAGAGACGGAGGAGUUCUGGACUCUAGUCUGCUCCUUCAAGUCAGGCCUGGAGGAGUUCCUGUGCAGAGCAGAGGCCUGCGGCAGGGAGCUGCAGACCAUGGUCAACGUGUGUGAUUUCUGUGAGCAGGCUAAUGCUCUGGCCAGCGAAUGCAUUGAGUACCUGGACCAGACUCAAUCCAGAAUCUACCAAAAGCAAAACCGUGACCAGGAUACAGCACCUGUCAAUCAAGCCAACACUCAGCCAAUACAGCGCCGCAACCAAGACCCUCGAUCGAGCACUGCAUCCCUUUUCCCAUCUGAUGCAUCCCGCCCAACCACCACCAGUGUUAUACCGUCAAGCAGUGACACCUCCGUCCUCCAGACCUUCCAAGACAGGUUCCUCCAGUUCAGCCCAGAUACAUUUCAGGAAGUGAAGGCCCAGGCCAGCGCCCUGAGGGGCUCCAGGGGGAUGCAGGUCUGGAACGUAGCCUGGCUGCGAUGCCAGGAGGCCAGGCAGCAGCUUCAGGAGAGGAUCCAGGAAGUGGAUGAGGUUUUCCACCCUGAACCAGACUCUAGCAGCUGGUGUGAAGGUCAUUAUGUUGAUGUGGUGAGCACUACUGUUCAGGCACCGUCGCCUGGGAGCCAGAGUCUGGUGGUACAGUCAACACCCGGACCUGGUCACCCACAGUGGGAGGGCAUCGUGUCGGGAGCCGUGGAUUUAGGGAAGAGAAGGCCGAUCCUGGGCAGCAACAACACAGACCCAACAUCUGCAGCCUGCUCUAACAUCAAACCUGAAGAUCACAGCCAGGGGUCAAAGGUCCCUCCACAGUCCCCUCACAGUAGGACGGCAAGGAGAACAGAAAGAGAGACGAGGAGACAGACGAGCAGAGCGAGGAGCGAGAGGGACGCCGCUGCUCUGUCUCAGUCCCACACUGUCGGCUGCCAGUGGUUUCCAUGGGGACGAGGUCUUGGAUCCAGGUCGGUGAGUCAGGACUCGUGCAUCACAGCAGCAGCGACGGCGGGGUCCUCCACUCCUCCAGAGCAGCGGGGGCGCCCCUCCUCGUCCUGCUCACACCACGGCCAGCCGUCCUGUCGGAUCCUCCAGGAGGCUCAGAAGUUCCAGCUGUCCCGACACGGCAGCUUCUGCUCCGAGGACUCCUGUAUGAGCGACCGGGGGGCAGCGGGGGGGGACGGGACUUUAGGCUGCAAACACUCCAGCCUGCCCAUCGGGAGAUAUGAGGGGGCCUUUGGUUCGGCAAAUCCACAGGAGAGUGCCAGCAAUGCACUGAGGCUGCAGCGUGUCCUGGAGGAGCUGGUGUUCACAGAGAGGGAGUACGUCCGCUCUCUGGGCUACAUCCUGACGCACUACCUCCCCCUGCUGGACCGACCCGACAUCCCCCAGGACCUCCGGGGGAAGAGAGGCGUCAUCUUCGGUAACCUGGAGAAGCUUUACGACUUCCACAGCCACUAUUUCCUGCCGGAGCUGGAGGCCUGCCAGAGGGAGCCCGCCAUGGUGGCCCGCUGCUUCCUCAGACAUAGUGAGAGCUUUGGCCUGUACGCUCUGUACAGCAAGAACAAACCACUGUCAGACGCCCUGAUCCUGCACCGCCGCCAUGACAUAUUCAAGAAGAAGCAGCAGGAGCUGGGGGACAUGAUGGACCUGUCCUCCUACCUGCUGAGGCCCAUCCAGAGGAUCAGCAAGUACAGCCUCCUGCUGCAGGACAUGCUGGCUCUGUCUGGCUCACACAGGCCCAAAGACAUGAUCCAGGACUCACUGCUCGCUUCCAGCAUGUGCCCACAGAGUGUGAGUGGCCCGGGUUCAUAUGUGCCUGAUCAGAUGAGCAGGGAGAGGGAGCGAGAGAGUGCUGAGAUCCAGGCUGCUGCAGAUCUGGUCCGCUUUCAAAUGCGUCAUGGCAACGAUUUGCUCACCAUGGAUGCCAUCCAGGACUGUGAUGUGAAUUUAAAGGAGCAGGGCCAGCUGAUUCGCCAGGAUGAGUUCAAUGUUUUCUUCCGGAAGAAGAAAUGUGUCCGCCGCAUCUUUCUAUUUGAAGAUCUCAUCCUCUUCAGCAAAACUAAGAAGACAGUUAUUGGCAACGAUGUUUAUGUCUACAAGCAGUCAUUCAAGACUAGCGACAUUGGGAUGACUCACAACUCCAGUGUGAGCAAUUUGUGUUUUGAGAUCUGGUUCCGCAGGAGGAAAAGUGGGGACACCUACACCCUGAAGGCCCCCAGCAUGGAGGUGAAGAAAUCCUGGACCACCGACCUGGAGAGGAUUCUGUGGGAUCAGGCCGCCCACAGCAGAGAUUUGCGUUUGCAGGAGAGGGUUUUCAUGGGAAUGGGCCGCAAACCUUUUAUGGACAUUCAACCCAGCGAUGCUGCCAUCUGUGAUCGAUCCGUCAGCUGCGCCCUGCCUGGGAGAAUCCCUGUGGCGUGUUAUUCACACAGGGGCUUAGAGUAUCCACGACCUCACUCCAUUGGCUCUGGCAGCACCGCUUCCACGACUAUAAGCCAAUCAUCUUCCUCCUCUGGACGGGGCUCGCUACCCCCAGCUGGUUAUCCCGGGAACCAAUCACAGGGAGCGGAGACCGGUCUUUCUGUCUACUCUUCCCCUGAGGCUGUGACUGAAAAUGAAAUCAACAAUCUUCACCUUCGUCAGUAUCAUCUUCAUCGUAACUGUGAACAAUGGAAAAGCAAUCACCUACUAAUGGACAGCACCUCAUCAUCUGGAGAACACAUCAACGUCUUCAGCAGCUCGGACCGCAGCUGCCUGUCUGCCAUUAAUGCAGAGGUAGUGGAUGACUCCUCCUCCGUUGUAUCCCAGAGUUCAGUACACCACCCACCAGUUUGCCGGACCCCCAGCCUGAGGGGAGACAGCUCACCAACGAUUACAAGAAAGAAACCAGGUGUCGCCCCCAAACCUCCACAUCUGGCUAAUGCUCAGCUACAGGGGGAUGACAUUAUAAUUGGAAAAUCGACAGAAGUAUAACCCUGGAUUCCCUGCAAAAGAUAGUCGGUGUUCUGAAGCUGCUCCGUCCUGUUGGAGAGCCUCCAGCUGCCCUGCAGAGUGAACACACACAUUUCAUGCUCCACAGUCACGCGGCUGCCAGCUUUGUCUGGUCACAAGGUUUUUAGUUUUCAGUGAUUUAUUGAACCAACUGAGGUUUGGUUUGUUGAUAUCACAUGGCAGUCAUUUACAUGUGGUAUUCUCAUGUGUCUUAUAUCACAUAUAGUCUAAAAUUACCACACACAAAAAGAUGAUGUAGUUGAAAUAUUGGUCAUAAGGUACACACAGACAGACAGACAGACAGACAGAGACACACACACACACACACACACACACACACACACACACACACACACACACCAUGUUGUGGGAUCUUCUGUGCUAUACAGCCUACAAUUAUUAACAGCAGGGAUCAUAGAGUGUUUUCUUUAUUAUCUUCUAGAAAUGGCACAAUGCUGGUUCACAAACAGAGAACCAGCAUUACCACACAUGAGGGAGUCCCUUUCAGGUGUAUUGCCAGAGCACUGCUUGAGAAACAGCUGUACAACAUAAUUCUCCUGACAGCUGGACUACAUUGUUUUGAUUACAGGAUCAUGAAGGGAACUUAAUGGAGUCCAACUGCUGAGCUAUCCCCUGGCAAUAGGCCCAGUACUCGCUGCAGUUACAGAACUUAACUGAUUACCAUAAAUGGAGAAGGAUUCAAUACGCAGAACCUGAAUGGAUUUUAUAUGUAGAAAUAAUAUAUAUCUAGGGAUAUUUGUUUUCUCCUACAGUUAAAGGUUUUCUGUUUAUUUAUGUACUACUGCUGUGUUUUUAAACAAAUGUUUGUAUCAGGUUUGUAUCUGUCUGGCUCUGAGAUUCUUACAGUAGUCCUGUAUUCAAAGAAUUAUUUGAAGGGACAGACCACUAGCUCAUGUGCUUUCACAUCAGGAUUUGAACUACUUUGAAAUAAUUUAGCAUACACACUCAGACACACACAUUAUGACGUACAUGCUGAGGUACCACUUACUGUCUUUAAGGGUCCACUUAUGCUUACAUACUGAUCCAUUUCCCAGCUACAUCCUCAAGUAAAUCACCAUUACAGAAAGUUAUUCUCAUAUGAUUUUUGUUUCUUAAUGAGUUAUUUAUGAAGGUCUGUGAUUUGUAUUGUACAUUAUACAAGUGGCAGGAUCGUAAAAAAACUGAGGUCAUAAUGUUGUCCUCUGGUUAUUUUAAUUUCAAAGCCACUAUCUUUUUAAAACAUGGCAGAUCCAUGUUUUUUUAUUUCUUACUGCUUUAGCUUUCUUUCUUUCAUUUAUUUUUUUCAUUGUUUCAAUAUUCAAAUGUGGGGUCAGUACGGUUGUUGUUUUCUUUCUUUCUUCUUGUGUUUUAUUUUAAGAUAAAUCACAUUGUGUGGUUUCUCGCCUCUGGGCUCUGACCAGACAGACUGCCGUAACAUGAGGAUGUCAUCCGACAGCUUCACUUCCUUAUUCCACAGACACAUAAUUCCUUAAAGACUGUAGACACUUGUUGCAAUCUGUUUCAUUUCCCUAGGUGCAGAUUCUAUUUUGGUGCUAAAGCAGUUGAAAUGUCUUUCAGUUAUUUCUUUUGUGUGUCAGGGAGAUUUCUCUCGCAUUUUGCCGAUACAUUUGAUUAAAUAUAGGCUCUCAUAGUCUAAUAAACAAUGUUUUACCUUUUUAAAUGUGCAUUUAAUCAGGAAACAGCACAUCGAGGCUUUGCUUUCAUUAUCUAUAGCAUCCUUCAGUAAGUGAACAUUUUAAAAGUGAAAGACUCACCAUGUGAUCUGAGAAAAGUGUGUGCCUUGCAUAAGAAAAAAACAGCUACAAUCAGUUGCAUUCAAGUUUUAACUGUAUGAUGUGUAAAUUCCUGUGUUACAUUAUAUAAUGUCAUGUAUCAGUUGUUGGAACAUUGUGUUAAUGUUGAAUCAUUAUACCAAUUCACAGUAUGUUGCAGCUCCAAAG